AAAAAGAUACACUUCCAAUCGAUCGGGGUGCUGCGUUAUCUCAUUACACAAGCCAUGAGGUACAUUUGCAGGACCUGUUCUCGUAUGGCUGAUCCUGCGGUAGCCAAGAAUCUCUUCGAUCCAUCGAGUUCUUCCGUUUUGCGUCAAAUAGAGACUCUAACUAACUUGCAGCUAAAAGAGGACGGCAAGUUGCCCAGGUUCAUGUGCCAGGACUGCCAGCACGACCUGCAGAUUGCCAUCGAUUUCCGCCGCGUUUGCAUCGAGGCCCAGGAGCUCCUUGAACUUCAGCUAAGGCAGGUGGAAAAGGAGGAGGAGGCGUUCGAGAGCCUGGCGGAGCAAUGGCUGGAUGAUUGUCCGGAUGAGUUGUCCAACUUGUCGCCAGUGCUACAGCUGAAUGAUCGCAUGGAUUUUAUCUUCGAUCCCGAGCCACAGGAUAAGAAUACGGAUGAGUUGGCUUCCAUAAAGACCACGACAACAACAGAGUAUAUGAAUGCAUACCAGUCAGUGGCCAGUCCGCAAUCUUCUCCAGAACUUUCAACAGAUAGCCAGUUGUCGAAUGAGCACUUUGACAUGGGCCUCUCUCCCGAAUCAGAACCCGAAAGUGAAGCUAUCGAUAAUCGGGACACUUCCUCCAGCCACACGUGCAGCAAGUGUGGCCUCGAAUUCGAAAACGUGGACGAACUGAAGCUGCACAAAUACCAUCUGCACGACAUCCCGCCAGAUACCAAAACGAUUUUCCAUUUUAUACGUGCUGCUCUGAUUGGAAUUAAGGAAUCCUUUAAACCCUAUCACUGAAUGACUAGAACAACUUAUUCACAAUUCGUCUGUGACCACUGUGACGAGGGCUUCCGAUCAGCAGCCGCACUUACGCGGCACUGCAACAUGAUUAAUCUUCCAUUGACGCACUCCUGCACCAAGUGCAAGAGCCAAUUCCACAAUCACAUUCUGCUGGAGACUCACAAACAGCGGUGUCUCAGGCCGCCGGCGUCCCAGCAUGUGUGCCACAUAUGUGGCAAGCAUCUGACCACGGCCUUUAAUCUGAAGAAUCACCUGGUUCGCCACGCGGGCACACGACGCCACAAAUGCGACCAGUGCAGCGCAUCCUUUUAUACAGCCGCCGAACUCUGUUCCCAUCAGAAAACCCACACAACCGAGCGUCCCUACAUCUGUCGCUACAACUGUGGCAAAACCUUUCGCUUUUGCAGCGCCCGCAGCAUGCAUGAAAGGGUUCACAUGGACGCCAGCAAGCGUAUCUACCAGUGCGAGUACUGCCCCAAGUCGUAUGUAACACCCAGCGAGUGCAGGACACAUCAAAAGUAUCACAACUUGACUCGCGAUCACGGCUGCGAAAUCUGCCGCAUAAGCUUCAAGACAGCCAAACACUACAGAUCCCAUCUGAAGUCCAAUGCCCACAAAACUCUGGAGGCGCGUGCUAAAGCUGCUGCAUCCCCCAAUUCCCGUGGAAGAAAUUGUUCAACGAAUUGAAUUCAUUAUUGCCAGUUGCAUGUUAAUUAUAUAUACCGAAUUGAUAUUAAUAAAGCUUCCGUUCCGCGUUCAUGUUU
Drosophila melanogaster (fruit fly) is the source of this 1562-nucleotide messenger RNA. RefSeq lists its product as uncharacterized. Gene Ontology annotation, molecular function: zinc ion binding. NCBI's taxonomy places the organism in Eukaryota, Metazoa, Arthropoda, Insecta, Diptera, Drosophilidae. The coding region runs from base 55 to 795 and encodes 246 amino acids. Gene Ontology annotation, cellular component: nucleus. The record is from RefSeq and is marked reviewed. The transcript is spliced from 7 exons.